CAGCCUCUACUGAGUACAAACCACUUUCCAUACUUUAAAGGAAUAUUAAUACUCUCUAUUAUCCCCUUAAUUAAGUUGCUCUUACACCUAACUGAGUCGCGAAUGCGGACGUUUUCUGAGUUCUCAUAUUAUCAAUAACUUCCAGGACCUCUUCAAUAAUAACUCUAGCUUCUCAGCAAGGCAACAACGGAUCAAAAUGGAUUCUAAUUACGAAAUGCCUGCCACCUAUUUCAUCCAUUCGCUCUCUGACGAAUCUCAACCUAGAACAAAUGAGGAAGCAUAUACCUGGUUUCCUACGAUGGACUUUGGCAGCGUAUGGCCCUUGGAUCAUUGUGACUUGGUUGCUUUCAACGCCUUGCUUCUCUCUGAAGGAACCUGGCAGACGACUCCGAGGCUUACCAUAGCGACUAAUUUAUACCGCAUCUUCGCCACGUGUGAGCUCUUAUAUCCCAAGUUCAAAGAUGGCCCACUCAAGAAGAGUGAAGUGCGAGACUUCUUCUCCCUUGUCUAUGCCCAUCUAAGUGACCACUGUCUCGCCCACGACCACUUAGAGGAAGACGGUCCCCGACGCAUAGCCAACCUUGUGGAGUUCUUCAUCCAUGCGUCUCCGAACUACAGUCCUAAAAAAUAUAUCAUCGAUCUAGAUAUGGUUCCGCUUAACGAGAUAAUACGCCGAUUUACGUUGAUGUCGAGUUUUCCAGAACGUACAUGGUUCUACUGAUAGACUCGCACAUCGCCACGGACUAAGACUACGCUGCAGGUUUUACUCGACCUCAGCAAAUGAUAAUCGUUUAGCUUAAUGAUAGUCGCUUAAGCAUUGGGGUAGGGUUUGAGAGUCUUGUAGAAUAGAUAGUAGCUCCAGAAGACCGGGGAGAGAAGUAGAACGGACGACAAGACUCCCAUUGAGUCGAGACUUUCCUUACAACAUAU
Daldinia loculata is the source of this 930-nucleotide messenger RNA. RefSeq lists its product as uncharacterized. The coding region runs from base 197 to 721 and encodes 174 amino acids. The transcript is spliced from 2 exons. NCBI's taxonomy places the organism in Eukaryota, Fungi, Ascomycota, Sordariomycetes, Xylariales, Hypoxylaceae. The record is from RefSeq and is a predicted model, not a curated record.